UCCACCCAAAAAGAAAAAUAAAAAGAAAAGAAAAGAGAAAUAUAUAGGACUGCGUUUCCUUAAAAACUAGGUACUGAUUCAGGCACCAUUUUCGUACAAAAUGAUCGGACACAAAACCUUACAAAUGAUUAAUACACACGACCAAAAAUCAAUGUUGUGUUUUUGAGUUCCUCACUGACGAAGAAGGAUUUCAUAUCAAAUAAUAAAGAAGCCAAAUUUCGGGAAGUGAAGAUGUUCGAUCCAGAUAUGUUUGAUACUACUCACCAUCAUAUGCUUGAAGAGUUGGAAAAUAUGAGAGACGAUGAUUUUGACAACAAAUCAGGUGCAGAAAUCUUGGAAUCUGCUUGUGGAACUGACCAACAACAACAACGUUCUAAAAAGAAACGUUACAAUCGUCAUACACAACAUCAAAUCCAAGAAAUGGAAGCAUUCUUUAAGGAAUGUCCUCACCCAGAUGAUAAGCAGAGAAUGGAGCUGAGUCGUGAGCUGGGGUUGGAGCCAUUGCAAGUCAAGUUUUGGUUUCAAAACAAACGCACACAAAUGAAGGCUCAACACGAGAGACAUGAAAACGCAAUAUUGAAGGCGGAAAAUGAGAAACUUCGUGCUGAGAAUAUCCGCUAUAGAGAAGCAUUCGCUCAUUCAACUUGCCCUAACUGCGGAUCUUCCUCCACUGCACUCGGGGAAAUGUCCUUUGACGACCAACAUUUACGCAUUGAAAAUUCCCGCUUGCGAGAUGAGAUCGAGCGAAUGAGUGGAUAUGGCUCAAAAUGCACAAAGCCAUACUAUCAGCUUCCAACAAAUGCUCCAACGCGAUCUUUAGACCUGGGCAUCACUAACUUCGGUCCACAGUCGUCAGGAUUCGUAGGGGAAAUGUAUGGAGCAGCAGAUUUUUUCCGGUCGAUAUCGAGGCCUUCGGAAGGUGAGAAACCGGUGAUCGUGGAGCUGGCGGUAUCGGGGAUGGAGGAGUUGAGGAGAAUGGCUCAGGGAGGGGAGCCGUUGUGGGUUGCGGGAGAUGGGAAGUCAUCAGGGGAAGUGGUUCUUAAUGAGGCGGAGUAUCUGAGGAGUUUCGGAGGGGGAAUAGUGGGAAAGCCGAUGGGCUUUAGAACCGAAGCUUCACGAGUUUCGGCUGUGGUGUUCAUGAACCAUAUGAAGUUGGUGGAUAUUUUUAUGGAUGCUACGCAAUGGUCCACUGUGUUUUGUGGCAUUGUUUCGAGAGCCUCCACUGUGGAAAUUCUUUCGCCUGGCUUACCUGGAAACUUCAAUGGGGCCUUGCAUGUGAUGAGCGCUGAAUUUCAAGUCCCAUCGCCACUUGUUCCAACUCGUGAAAACUAUUUCGUAAGAUACUGCAAACAACAAACUGAUGGUUCAUGGGCUGUGGCUGAUGUUUCCUUAGACACCUUGCGCCCUUCUCCCAUCCCAAAUACCCGAAGGAAACCCUCUGGUUGCUUAAUUCAAGAAUUACCCAACGGCUAUUCCAAGAUCACCUGGGUCGAACAUGUAGAAGUCGACGAAACUGGCGUCCCCACAAUGUACAGGACUCUUGUUAAUUCCGGCCUCGCUUUCGGGGCUAAGAGAUGGGUUGCUACCUUAGAUCGCCAAUCUGAGCGUUUCGCUACUUCAAUCGCCACCACCAUUCCCACCGGCGAUUUACGCGUGAUCUCAAGUAUUGAAGGGAGGAAGAGUAUGCUGAAACUAGCAGAGAGAAUGGUGACGAGCUUCUGCGCCGGUGUAGGUGCGUCCAGUGUACACGCUUGGACGGCAUUACCCGCUGCAGCUGGCGAUGAAGUACGUGUUGUGACGAGGAAGAGCACUGACGAACCAGGACGACCACCAGGUGUUGUGUUGAGCGCCGCCACUUCUUUUUGGAUUCCAGUUUCACCUAAGGUUGUUUUUGAUUUUCUUCGAAAAGAGAAAUCUCGGAGCGAGUGGGAUAUUCUGUCAAAUGGGGGAUUGGUUCAGGAAAUGGCGCACAUAGCCAACGGCCGUCACUCAGGGAAUUGUGUCUCCUUGCUUCGUGUUAAUAGUGCGAAUUCGAGCCAGAGCAAUAUGCUGAUACUACAAGAAAGCUGCACGGACUCAACAGGAUCGUACGUUAUUUAUGCUCCGGUGGACACCGUGGCAAUGAACGUGGUGCUAAGUGGUUGCGAUCCGGAUUACGUGGCGCUUCUACCGUCGGGAUUCGCCAUACUUCCUGACGGACCCGGCGGAGGAGGAAACAACGGCGGCGGCAUUCUAGAGCUGGGAUCGGGUGGGUCACUCAUCACGGUUGCAUUUCAAAUCCUGGUUGAUUCGGUUCCAACGGCUAGACUUUCAAUUGGAUCAGUAGCCACCGUUAACAGUCUCAUCAAAUGCACGGUUGAGAGAAUCAGAGCCGCUGUGAUGCGUGAAAACCCAUGAUUCAAAAACGCCCCCCUUUUUCAACAACGUAGAGGAAGAGGAGGAGUUGAGAAUUAGUCAAGAACGCACCUUGAAAUGUGGCGGUGCUUUUAAAGACAGAACUGUGGAAAAUGAGAGAAAUUGAGGAGGUUCGGGCAUUGACUUUACUCAAACCUUCAAUUAGAAUAAGAACAUUUUUCUUCAACUUUAAUUAGUUUGUGUUGGUGCUUUUUUUUAGAUAUUAUUAGAUUAUAAUUAUGGAGGUUUUUGUGUAAUUUUUCUUUUGGUUUUUCAUGUUUAAUACUACUGUUUUGAAUUUGUCAUUAGGUUGGUGAAUAACGAUAGUAUUAAGAGAGACUGAUUGUAAACUUUUUAUUUUAUUAAACAUCUAAGUUAACCAAACAUUCCUAUGUUUAUCGCUACUAUUUA
Molecule: messenger RNA, 2805 nt
Organism: Cucumis sativus (cucumber)
Lineage: Eukaryota; Viridiplantae; Streptophyta; Magnoliopsida; Cucurbitales; Cucurbitaceae
Product: homeobox-leucine zipper protein PROTODERMAL FACTOR 2
Exons: 12
Coding region: 232-2397 (721 amino acids)
Biological process (GO): regulation of DNA-templated transcription
Molecular function (GO): DNA binding; lipid binding; DNA-binding transcription factor activity, RNA polymerase II-specific
Source: RefSeq, a predicted model, not a curated record